Melanotaenia boesemani (Boeseman's rainbowfish) is the source of this 847-nucleotide messenger RNA. RefSeq names its product fibroblast growth factor 1a (gene fgf1a). Gene Ontology annotation, molecular function: fibroblast growth factor receptor binding; growth factor activity. Gene Ontology annotation, biological process: positive regulation of gene expression; regulation of cell migration; positive regulation of protein phosphorylation. The record is from RefSeq and is a predicted model, not a curated record. The coding region runs from base 377 to 847 and encodes 156 amino acids. The transcript has 3 exons. Lineage: Eukaryota; Metazoa; Chordata; Actinopteri; Atheriniformes; Melanotaeniidae. Gene Ontology annotation, cellular component: cytoplasm.
UGGAUCUUAAAUUAGCCAAAUAGAAACAGUUCAGUAUGUUACCCAGAUAAUUUGUCUAAUGUUUGAGUCAUUUCUUGAGUCUAAGUGUUAUAAACAGAUAAAAAUGACAAAUGGCUUCUUCGUGUGUUUUAACCGCGCCUGGAGUUGUUUACCCCACGAAUAUGCAGCAAAGACUUGUGCGCCACCAUGGACCGUGAUCUCCAUCAUAACCUCACUCAAGGUGCGCUUUAUAGCAGGAGUCGGGGGCGCGCAUGCUGCCUGCGUGUGGUCUCCCAUUUCGGUCACCAUCAUAAACACACCACUGCAGGGAACAAACCCGCCGAUUGUCUCCUAAAACUAUCUCCCUCUGCUAAACCCACCUGCUGUGAAAGAGAGGAUGGCGGAUGGGGGGAUGUUCGCACUGGGGGAACAGGCUGCGGACGGCCUGCAGCUGCUGGACUACCGGCGACUGACUCGACUCUACUGCAUGAAUGGCGGACAUCACCUUCAGAUCCUUCCCGAUGGGACGGUACAGGGCCUGAAGGAUGACCAGGAUGUUCACACUGUUUUAAAGAUUAAGGCGGUGGACAGAGGUGUUGUCAUCGUCCAAGGAACAGAGGCCAAGCGAUAUUUGGCCAUGAGUGAUGAAGGUCAUUUGUACAGCUCAUCCACAGUUACUGAUGAAUGUUAUUUCCUGGAGAAACUUGAAGAAAACCACUACAACACAUAUAUGCCACAGAAAUACCAGGACAACAACUGGUACGUAGCCUUGAAAAAGAAUGGAAAACCUAAACUUGGUCCAAGAACCCAUAUUGGACAGAAGGCAGUCUUCUUUCUUCCCAGAAAGCUGGAGGACUCCUGCAACUGA